CAACAAUCAUAAAACAAGAAGAACGAGUAAGCCACUGAAACCGGAAAUGUCAAUUGACUGACUGCGAAGCGAAGUAGACUGCAUUAUUUCUAUAACUUACAUUACAUAAUGGAUUGCUAAUUUAAAUGAAGAAUCAGUCAUAAUAAACUAUCAAAGAGCAAACUGCCAUCAUGACAAAUGCGUACUCCCUCGAUGGUAUCCUGGUGUUUGGGCUACUGCUCAUCUGCACUUGUGCAUAUCUCAAAAAGGUGCCUCGCAUCAACAGCUGGCUGCUAUCAGAGAAGAAAGGAGUUUGGGGCGUCUUCUACAAAGCUGCGAUAAUCGGGACGCGGCUGCAUAUUGCUGUGGCGAUUUCGUGUUUGACCAUGGCUUUCUACAUUGUCUUCUUGAAAUGAUACAGACUGACUGAACUGGAAAGGACACAGGACGGGUGCAGGCUGGGGAUGGACUCAUCGCUGUGGCCAUGUGCUAAUCCUUGUUGGGUGACACCUUUUGGAUUACAUGGCCAUGAAAACCCCUUGGCCAUGUUGACCCCAAGGGAAAGACUAGCUAGUGCUGCCCCCUUCUGGUGACUGGGUACAUAACCGCUCCCUCGAUAAUGUGUGUGCAGUACAGACAUGAAGGGCAUCCGGAAUCUACUCCACAGGUGUCACAGAGGAGAGAGCCAGUUGGGUCCCUUUGUAUCAUUCAUUGUUGGGUAACGCUGUUGGUUGUCUCCAUCCACACCCCAUGAAUAUUUAUACUGAAGGAUGCAGAAAAUUGAAGGGCAUUGUGUGCAUUAUAUGUUAUACCUGUAUACAACCUAAAAUGGGUCUAGCUGUAUAUACUUUGGAAAAAGAUAUGACCAAUAGAGAUUUGCCAGAGAUUAAUUGAAAAUGAUCAAUUGUGCUUGCUCCCAUCUGUGCUGUUUUAUUUUCUGUGUCACCUGUAGUGUCAAGGGUGGAGGGGAACAUAAACAAAACUAAUAUAUAAAGACGUUCUUGGGUACACACUAUAUUUUACUUUCUUGUUUUGAAUCUGUUGCUUUUUCUCAACAUUGCUGGCAUCUUUUAAGCUUUGUUUUAGGUUUGAAAUACACAUUUUGCACAGGUGUAUGUUAUAUUUACUUUUACCUAUUACUAGAUUACAUGUUUAAAAUGUAAAGAAAUGAAACUGUAAGAUAUGUAGGACUCCAAGAACACACUGUAGAGUAUCACAGAGACAAGCAUAACUCUGAAAGAGGCUUAUAACAAUAUUGUGAAAUUGGAAAGUUAUCAGAUUUAUGGAGAUGUAAAUGCAAUGCCAAAUAGAGAUGGUGCUUCUUGUGCCCUCUUAAUUACAUACAUUUUAUUCUGAGUUUCAUUAUGCCACCUUAUUUUAUAUUUUUAAAGAUUCAACUGUUUUUGGAGGGGAUGCAAUUUUGAGUAAAAAUUAAUCAGACAA
Eleginops maclovinus (Patagonian blennie) is the source of this 1422-nucleotide messenger RNA. RefSeq names its product transmembrane protein 167B (gene tmem167b). NCBI's taxonomy places the organism in Eukaryota, Metazoa, Chordata, Actinopteri, Perciformes, Eleginopidae. Bases 171 to 395 code for a protein of 74 amino acids. The record is from RefSeq and is a predicted model, not a curated record. The transcript is spliced from 3 exons.